Molecule: messenger RNA, 1804 nt
Organism: Capsella rubella
Lineage: Eukaryota; Viridiplantae; Streptophyta; Magnoliopsida; Brassicales; Brassicaceae
Product: L-cysteine desulfhydrase
Exons: 2
Coding region: 84-1448 (454 amino acids)
Source: RefSeq, a predicted model, not a curated record
AAUGAUUUGACCCACAAAAAACCACAGUCUCUCUCGAUUUGGGAUUCGAGAGAUAGAAACCCUAACUCAGAUUUUUCAUUCCGAUGGAGGCGGACGAGCGGCGGAACGGCGAUUCAACGAAUCAUAAUCACCGCGCACCGAAGAAGCCACGCCUCGCUGGGUUGAUAACCGAGUCGGAUAUCCAGUCCGAGUUCGCUCACCACCAGACCGGUAUUGCUCGAAUCAACAACGGUAGCUUCGGGUGCUGUCCUGGAUCUGUUCUCGAGGCGCAGCGUGAGUGGCAGCUUCGGUAUCUUCGUCAGCCUGACGACUUCUACUUCAACGGUCUCCGUCGUGGACUUCUCGCUUCUCGAACUGUGAUCAGUGACCUUAUCAACGCCGAUCAUGUUGACGAGGUUUCGCUCGUUGAUAACGCCACCACUGCCGCAGCUAUUGUUCUUCAGAAAGUCGGAAGGGGUUUCUCCCAAGGCAAGUACAAGAAGGAAGACACGGUAGUGAUGUUUCACUGUGCGUUUCAGAGUGUGAAGAAGUCGAUUCAGGCUUACGUCUCUCGUGUCGGAGGUUCUACUGUUGAGGUUAGGUUGCCUUUCCCUGUAAAUUCGAAUGAGGAGAUUAUCUCAGUGUUUAGAGAAGGAUUAGAGAAAGGUAGGGCGAAUGGUAGAACGAUUAGGUUAGCUAUCAUUGACCAUAUAACGUCGAUGCCGUGUGUUUUGAUGCCGGUACGAGAAUUGGUUAAAAUCUGCAGAGAAGAAGGUGUGGAGCAGGUUUUUGUUGAUGCUGCUCAUGCCAUUGGUAGUGUUAAAGUUGAUGUAAAAGAAAUUGGAGCUGAUUAUUAUGUGAGUAAUCUGCAUAAAUGGUUCUUUUGCCCACCUUCUAUCGCGUUUUUCUAUUGUAAGAAACGUAGUUCUGACUCUGAUGUUCAUCACCCUGUGGUAUCUCAUGAGUUUGGAAAUGGUUUGCCUAUAGAGAGUGCCUGGAUUGGGACUAGGGAUUACAGUUCGCAGCUUGUGGUUCCAUCUGUGAUGGAUUUUGUAAACAGAUUUGAGGGAGGGAUCGAAGGGAUAAUGAUUAGGAACCAUGAUGAGGCUGUUAGAAUGGGUUUAAUGCUGGCUAAUUCCUGGGGAACGAAUCUUGGGUCACCUCCUGAUAUGUGUGUUGGGAUGGUUAUGAUCGGUCUACCUUCAAAACUCUGUGUUGAAAGUGAUGAAGAUGCUACUAAGUUGAGGUCAUAUCUGCGGGUGCAUUACUCAGUUGAGGUUCCAGUGUAUUUUCUCGGAUUGAGGGAUGGCGAGGAAGGAGUGAAAGACAAAGAGAGUGGACUAAUUACUGCGUAUGUUCGGAUCUCUCAUCAGGUUUAUAACAAAACAGAGGAUUAUGAGAGAUUGAGAGACGCAAUAACAGAGCUGGUCAAGGAUCAGAUAACUUGUCAAAACCUUCCUUCAGUGUAGUAAUCAGAUAUGCUGGUUUGGUGGCAGAUGUACAUAAGAGCCUCAUUUAGUCUCUUUCAUAGAUCAACAAAUGUUUCCGGUGUGACAAUAAGGUGUUGGAAGAGCCACGGGCAAAGAUUCCGGAUGGAAGUUUAUAGAGGAGCUAGUGGAGGAGCGGUUUGCAAUGGGAGAAGAAGCUAACCUUGAGAGGCUCUUUCUUUUGUUAGUGUUUUUAAACGUUUAACGGCUUUUUUUUUUUCUGGUAUGCUGAUUAUUGCAAAUAAAAUAAGAGAAUGUCCCUUCAUCUUCCUCAAACAUUCUGCUUUCAAAUCUUUUUUCAUAAUACCAAUAAAUUUUCCUUAAAUUCUUGUUCAUAA